Drosophila serrata is the source of this 2359-nucleotide messenger RNA. It is a transcript of the gene exd, whose product is annotated as PBX homeobox extradenticle. Gene Ontology annotation, biological process: regulation of DNA-templated transcription. Lineage: Eukaryota; Metazoa; Arthropoda; Insecta; Diptera; Drosophilidae. Gene Ontology annotation, molecular function: DNA binding; DNA-binding transcription factor activity, RNA polymerase II-specific. The record is from RefSeq and is a predicted model, not a curated record. Gene Ontology annotation, cellular component: nucleus.
AUGGAAGAUCCCAAUCGGAUGUGCCACACUGGUGGCAUGAUGGCACCACAGGGCUAUGGUCUGUCCGGUCAGGAUGAUGGCCAAAAUACUGGCAGCGAGAACGAAGUGCGCAAGCAAAAGGACAUCGGCGAGAUAUUGCAACAAAUCAUGAGCAUUUCGGAACAGUCGCUGGACGAGGCACAAGCUAGAAAGCAUACGCUUAACUGUCAUCGUAUGAAGCCAGCCCUGUUUUCGGUGCUGUGUGAAAUUAAAGAGAAAACCGUCCUUUCAAUUCGCAACACUCAGGAGGAGGAGCCUCCAGAUCCGCAACUGAUGCGCCUGGACAACAUGCUGAUUGCCGAAGGCGUUGCAGGACCAGAAAAGGGAGGAGGUGGCGCAGCAGCAGCUUCUGCUGCGGCAGCUAGUCAGGGCGGAUCUCUGUCAAUAGAUGGGGCUGAUAAUGCCAUAGAGCAUUCCGACUACCGUGCCAAGCUGGCACAGAUUCGGCAGAUAUAUCAUCAGGAAUUGGAGAAAUACGAACAGGCAUGCAACGAGUUUACCACUCACGUUAUGAACCUUUUGCGCGAACAAAGUCGCACCAGACCCAUUACACCGAAAGAGAUCGAACGCAUGGUUCAGAUCAUUCACAAGAAGUUCAGUUCCAUACAAAUGCAGCUAAAGCAGUCGACCUGCGAGGCUGUUAUGAUCCUUCGGUCGCGCUUCCUGGACGCGCGUCGCAAGCGCCGCAACUUUAGCAAGCAGGCAUCGGAGAUUCUCAAUGAGUACUUUUAUAGUCACUUGAGCAACCCCUAUCCAUCCGAGGAGGCCAAAGAGGAACUGGCACGAAAGUGCGGAAUAACAGUCUCUCAAGUAUCCAAUUGGUUUGGCAACAAGCGAAUUCGCUACAAGAAGAAUAUCGGCAAGGCCCAGGAGGAGGCCAACUUGUAUGCGGCCAAGAAGGCUGCGGGCGCCUCGCCAUAUUCAAUGGCCGGACCGCCAAGUGGAACCACCACACCGAUGAUGUCACCCGCCCCGCCGCAGGACUCAAUGGGCUACCCGAUGGGCUCCGGCGGCUACGAUCAGCAGCAGCCGUAUGACAACAGCAUGGGCGGCUACGAUCCCAACCUCCACCAGGACCUAAGUCCCUGAGGAUAGCACCAUAUAACAAUAUACAUACGUACAUACAUACAUAUUUUCUAAUGACUGCUUGUGGUGUUGUUGUGCUACGUCCGUGCGUGUAUGGUGUGAGUCUGUAUUGACAACAAGGUUAGCAGUCUAUCCAAUAAUGUAUACGACUAAAAUAUAUAAUAAUAAUUAAAUGCGCACCUUCUUAAGCAUUGGUACAUGCAUCCCGCUUAUAUUAAAAUCAAUUUCUAUUUACCUAUAUUUGUGGAUAUAUACGUAAAUUGCAUAUACCUAUAUAAAUCGUAGAGUAAUUCAGGGCGUGGUGCAAAUGUAAACCUUUUUUUUUAACGCAUAAAGCCUUUUAUAUUGAAAUUGAAUCAAAAGUGUAGCCGAGACAUUCCUUUGGCAACGAAAAGCAGGGUUUCCCGGCGAAUAGUUGCCACAGUUGGAGCUACUAGGAAAGCCCAACAGACUCUAUAAAUCAUGUCCGAUCGCUUAGUGAGAAAAGCUAGCUGAAAUUCCGAAUUAUGAUGCCGUAUUGAAAAAUAUUUUUAUUUUCUUUUGCCCUUUUGCUAAUGCGACCUUUCAGCAUAUUUGUAGUAUUAUAUUAAAUAUUAAACGAGUAUUUUUUAUCAGAGGUUGACCCUUGAGCCAGCAAACAUUUGCACCACCCAGCUUGAAUGACCUAAAUUAUUAAAAAACUAAAAAAAAAAAUAAGAAAAAAUGAAAAAACCAUGAUGUUUAUUUGUGGCAACACAGUACAGCAUGUAUACGACAAUGUUUACUAAAAUCUGUAUGAAAUUUUUAACUUGAACAUUAUGAAAUUUAUCCAAUGUAUACGAUGUAUAUGAAGUUUAACGAAUAACAAAAUGUCAUCAAAGUCGAAAAAUCAAUUAUUACUAUUCAUAAACAACAUUUAAAGCGAUAGACGGUGCAUUUUUUUUCUUGAUCUGUUGUUAUGUCUUAUUUCUGAAGCUAUAUUUAGUCAAGUAUUUUAUUUUUUUUUAAAUAAUUCGAUCAAAUUUAAAUACAUUAGUUGUACGCAAGUCACUUUCUUCCGCCAAAAGAUAAAACUUCGAAUAGGUGUGUCAUAAUUUUGUUUCGCUUUAAAAAAUACGCCAAGAUUUCACAAAUUAAAUAUAUGUUUAAAAAAGCUGUCAUGUCCUAAAUAGCCACAACAGAAGAGUAAAAAUGUUCCCCAUUUCAAGUAAACAAUAAAUAAUUGGUCUAAUUUGUAAAACUUACAUGCAAAAUA